Sphenostylis stenocarpa is the source of this 804-nucleotide messenger RNA. The record is from the annotation of a GenBank genome assembly. NCBI's taxonomy places the organism in Eukaryota, Viridiplantae, Streptophyta, Magnoliopsida, Fabales, Fabaceae.
AUGAAGCAUGUUGCAUAUUACGCUCGCCCACUGUGUCAUACCGCUAAGAAACAAAACUUGUCACCUACGGCUGAGAGCCACACCACUGCAACUAGAACGCCGGCGACGACGGAGAGAGAAAUCGAACAAAUGUCGCUUGUCGAUUACGCUUCCUCUUCAGACGAAGAUGUUCCGGAACCCACUGAACAAGGAUGCAAGAAAGAGGAGGAACCCCAACCACCCCCUCGUUCUCAGACUAAAUCUGGAUCUUCGUCAAACCAGCAGCUAGAAAAUAAAUCACAUUCAUCUCUGCCUUCAGUGGAGAAACUUCCUGAUGCUUCUCUUCUGUUGGAUGCGCCCACUGUCUUAUCUAAUCUGAUGAGUGCUAGUGACCAUUUCUCUCGAGUUUCUGCAGCUCAAGCUGAAAAUGCUUCACGGAAGAGAGACUCAAAUGGAAUGUCUUCCUCCAGUGUACGUAGUAAAGUUCCCAGAGGAAACUUGCCUCAUUCAAGGAAUGUUCCAGAAACUUCUGCUGGUAUGCUACUACCACCACAGAUCAGUGGAAGGUGUAAACUUAUGGGUGGGUUGGAUCAGUUGGAAUUCUCAAAAAAUUGGGUUAGGAAGCCAUCCCCGCAAGUAAAAGAGGCAAUGGCAAGAAAGAAGAAGGGUCUUAUCCGUAAUCGAUCUACUCAGACUUGUGCAGUAGUUGGUGCCCCUUCCUUUGAUGACGGUUCUCCUUUAGGCACUGUCAUAGCUCAUUUGGGCAAUGCUAAAGCUGAACUAGCUGAGUUACUAGUUUGCGAAACGUUGUUACAGAAGACAUAA